Molecule: messenger RNA, 195 nt
Organism: Laccaria bicolor S238N-H82
Lineage: Eukaryota; Fungi; Basidiomycota; Agaricomycetes; Agaricales; Hydnangiaceae
Exons: 1
Coding region: 1-195 (64 amino acids)
Source: RefSeq, a predicted model, not a curated record
AUGGCUUUCAUCGUGUGGACUGCAACACAUGACGCACCACAACUUUUUCAUGGCUUCCAGAGUCGCUCUUCCCUGGCUCAGUUAGGACCACGUUGUCUGGUCGAGCGACAACAUACCAGCGCUACCUUGGAGUUUCAGACAUGUCGUCAAAAUAGUGUGGCUCCGCACCACAUCCAACGCCCUUUCUUUCUAUGA